This is a messenger RNA of Tachysurus fulvidraco (yellow catfish), 1513 nucleotides long. It is a transcript of the gene cd151l, whose product is annotated as CD151 antigen, like. Lineage: Eukaryota; Metazoa; Chordata; Actinopteri; Siluriformes; Bagridae. The record is from RefSeq and is a predicted model, not a curated record. Bases 217 to 981 code for a protein of 254 amino acids. Gene Ontology annotation, cellular component: membrane. The transcript has 8 exons.
CGUGGUCGGGGUGGGGUUCUGUCCUGUAGUACCUGGGGCACUAAGGAGGAACUUUUACCUCAGAAGAAGCGUCCGGUUCAUUACAUUAUUCAUUCUUAAAUCUUUGGUGAAGAAAGUUGGUUUUAUUUUUCUAGGAAAGCUAAAUCGUGUAAAUACCGUGAUUUAUUUAGUCCGAGCUUCAUCACUACAUCUGCUGCUUCAUCUCACGGUUACAGAAUGGGUUUGAACACAGAAAAGAAUGACAGAUGUGGGACCGUGUGCCUGAAGUACCUCCUGUUCAUGUUUAACUUCCUGUUUUGGCUGGCAGGGGGCGCUGUUUUGGCUGUAGGAUUGUGGACUCUAGUAAAGAAGAGCGACUACAUCAGCCUGCUGUCCUCCAGGAUCUACGCCGUGUCGGCCUACAUACUGUGCCUGGCCGGGGUUAUCGUCAUGGUAACAGGGGUUCUGGGCUGCUGCGCCACCUUUAAGGAGAAAAGGCGACUUCUGAGAGUGUAUUUUGUCCUGCUGAUGUGCAUCUUUCUUCUGGAGGUCCUGGCUGGAGUUUUGGCGUACAUCUACUACCAGCAGCUGAGCGACGAGCUGAAGACUAACCUCAAGAACACAAUGGUGAAUAAAUACCAGCUGCCGGAGCAGAACCACAUCACGGAGGCUGUGGAUAAAUUACAGCAAGAGUUUAAGUGCUGUGGCAGCAACAGCUCGUCUGAUUGGAGGGACAGCAUUUGGUUCAACGAAACAGAGUCAUUGGAUAAAAGAUUCGUACCAGACAGCUGCUGUAAGACCGUCACGGAGCUGUGUGGAAAAAGAGAUCAUCCCUCAAACAUUUACAAAGUGGAGGGCGGCUGCAUCGCUAAGCUGGAGAACUUCAUUAUGGACCACUUAAAGCUGAUUGGUGCUGUGGGAGUGGGCGUGGCUUGUGUACAGAUCGUGGGGAUGAUUUUCACAUGCUGCCUCUACAGGAGUCUGAAAGCAGAGCCGUACUGAACGCCGUCUUUAUCUCACUUUGACGUAGCAGACGUUAUCACACACCGUUAGAACUUCAUGUUGGUUGUUUUUGUGCCACUCGGGAACCAAAAGUGCCUGUUAAUGAAGAGGAUCAGUAGGUGAUAAGAGUUUAGAGAACACUUGAAAUUGUAGCUCGUUUGCGUGCCUUUUAAUGAAAGAAUGAAUUUCAUUAACCCCUUAAUGACUGACUACUGUUUUAUAUACGAUAUCCAAUAUAUGGGAUAUUUAUUUGUUUUGCAUAUUCUUUAUAAUUUAUACCGUUUUAUUUUUUAAAACACAUCUGAGCAUUUUAACUCCUGGCUUGUCAUCAGAUACAACGUACAAGCUUUUAUAACCGGUGUAAGGUUCCAGGUCCAGCAGAUCAUCACUGAUAUCAUGUCAGUUUUAGAUUAUCGUGUUAUAACAGACGGGAAAAUUAAGUUUUGUAUUAAAUCUUGUCGUGACUGAGAGCUUUACUCUGUCUUACAUUUCACUUCUGUAACAGCAGAAAUAAACACAAUCAUUUGUUUUA